CUGUAUUUCUUCUUCACCAGAAAGAAAAAUCUGUAUUCUUAUCCUACGCUAUUCUUAAACUACACCCCAGGCUCUCCAGUCUACUUCCCCCCGGCAUGCUCAAUUUUCCCAGGGGGACCCUUCCCCUGCGAAUGAAACUUCGGUUAACCAUAAGUAAAGCCAAUGUACGUCGAGACAGUUUCCGCGAGUUACUCUGAACCUUUACAUCAGAUGCUGAUUUCCCUAUCUAAAUUCUUCUUGCAGUGGCCUGAUCUGCUUGGAUUUGGGCUUUAUUUGAUGAGAAAAACAUACUCACAUGCGUUUAUCAUUUAUGGUUCUGAAAUUUUUUCUCCGUCAGAUCUGGGUCUCUGUGAAGAUGUGAGCUUUUAAGCUUUUCAUGGGGGAAAAAAAACACUCAUCUUUUCCUUUCCAAUUGGAUGUUCGUUGCUUUUCUUUUAUUUCCCAGUCUGUAGAAUCUUUCUUACCUUUAGUUGUUCGUUGGUGGCAGAUUUAUUGCAGAGAAAAGGAUCUUCUUUCUGUGUAAUUGGCCAUGUUAUUUUUAUUCCGUUGAAUGCGGGACUCAUGAUUGCCACAGCUGCCAAAUCUGUUUUGGUUUUAUGAAGUGCUUGAUCAAUGUGGUCUGAUUUAUGUGGAGUGGAUGGAUGUGUGUGAAUUGCAGCAAGCAUUACCGAGCCACCGACCUAUAGAGACCCGACGACCACCCUUGGUUUCGGCGAAAAAGAACAAUGCAGUCACCUCCCGGACGAGGGAAGGUAGUACCACAAGGUAUAGCUCACCUUCUCCGGCAACACCAUCUAGUUGCCGGCGAUACUCAUCUCCGAACCUCACAAGAACAACAACUCAGUCUUCCCAAUUGUUACAUAAAAGAGCUCAGUCAGUGGAACGGAGACGGCCUUCAACUCUUUCUCCUCCAAGUCCAUCUACACCAGUCCAUGAGGCAUCUGUUGAUGUGCAGAUGUCAUCAAGAAAGAUAACUUGUGGUCGUUUGCAGGAGAGUUUAUGGCCUUCCACAAUGCGGAGCUUGAGCGUUUCUUUCCAGUCAGAUGCCAUUUCCAUACCUGUGAGCAAGAAAGAGAAGCCAAUUACUAGUGUUUCUGAUCGUACUCUGAGACCGACUUCAAACGUGGCACACAAGCAGGUUGAAACUCCAACUAUGCGGAAGCCUAGUCCAGGGAGAAAGAGGAGUCCUCUCAAAGGGAAGAAUGCUUCUGAAUCAGAAAAUUCCAAACCAGUUGAUAGUUCCCACUCUCGAUUGACAGAUCAGCAUCGGUGGCCAAGUAGAACAGGAGGAAAUGUAUCUUCUAAUGCAGUGCAUACUAGUGUAGAGUUUGCUGAUAAGGCAGCCAGAACAUUGCCCUCUUCCGUUCCUGUUACCGGGUCUUCACCAAGAAAAUUGUCCUUGUCAAAUGAAGCAAGCAAGCCCUUUCAAAAGUCUUCUAGAGACACCGCAAGACUACUAAUGCUUCCCGAAAAUGGAAAAAUAGGAAGCGACGUGAAACCCGUUGAUGAUAGUUCGCUGUUAAUAGUAGGCCCUCAAAAAUUUGUUUCUGCAAGAUCAUAUGAUAAAAUAGGAUUAUUGACUCCUCCUGCUCGAUCUCGAUCUUUGCCGCCUCCAGGAUUACGUCCACGUUCACCAAAUAUGGCCUUAGUUCUAUCCUCUUGUUGUUCAAGAGGUCAGAGUCCAUCUCAGUCAAGGCCACUCACACCCCCUUCCAGAGGGGUUAGUCCAUCCCGCAUAAGGCCAACCAAUCUGUCCAGUCAAUCCAACAGUUCACUUUCAGUGCUCAGUUUUGUUGCUGAUUUUAAAAGAGGUAAAAAAGCUGCAGCUCACAUUGAAGAUGCUCACCAAUUACGGCUUCUUUAUAACAGAUAUCUGCAAUGGAGAUUUGCCAAUGCAAGAGCUGAGGCUUUACUUUAUAUCCAAAAUGAAACUGUGGAGAGAACUCUGUAUAAUGUAUGGAACACCACUUUGUCUGUGUGGGAUUCCGUAACUAGGAAGAGGAAAAAUCUCCACCAGCUGAAGCUUGAGCUGAAGUUGAACUCUGUUUUGAAAGAUCAAAUGCCCUACCUCAAUGAAUGGGCUUCACUUGAAAGCGACCAUGUCAAUGCUCUAGCAGGAGCUAUAGGAGACCUAAAGGCUGGCAUUCUUCGUCUUCCAGUAACUGGAGGGGCAAUGGCAGGUAUUGAGGAUUUGAAGGUUGCAAUCUGCUUAGCUGUCGACGUCAUGCAAGGAAUGGGAUCCACAAUCUGCUCUUUGCUCGCAGGGGUGGAGGGCAUGAAUGAUUUGGUUUCUGAACUUGCCAUUGUAGCAGCACAAGAAAAAGCCAUGCUUGAUGAAUGUGAAGAACUUCUGGCUUUGGCGGCAGCUAUGCAGGUGGAGGAAAAUAGCCUUCGGACACAUCUCAUGCAAAUGAAGCAAGAGUUGGAGACAAAAAAGUAGCCUUGGUAGAAAAUUUAAACGGGCAUGAAUCUGACCUGCUUCUAAGCUAACCUAUCUCUUGCCACUUCAGUCAUGAUAAAUGAUACAUGGUAUUUCUCAGUGUCUUCACCAUUGCAAAAUUUCUUUCUGGUUUAUCUUCCUCAUUUAUGUUGGAAUUACUUUGUUUGAAUUUUUUCCCCUCUAACACUGUGGACUAAACUGGUGACCCUCUCCUCCUUGUAAGUUAUAAUGUUGUAUCAGGAAAAUCAAAAGAAAAUGCAAAGUAAAUGAGCAAAAUGUUGAAAUUUAGCUUAAAGAGAA
Prosopis cineraria is the source of this 2740-nucleotide messenger RNA. Its product is annotated as AUGMIN subunit 8-like. Bases 638 to 2440 code for a protein of 600 amino acids. Gene Ontology annotation, biological process: centrosome cycle; spindle assembly. The record is from RefSeq and is a predicted model, not a curated record. The transcript is spliced from 6 exons. Lineage: Eukaryota; Viridiplantae; Streptophyta; Magnoliopsida; Fabales; Fabaceae. Gene Ontology annotation, molecular function: microtubule binding. Gene Ontology annotation, cellular component: nuclear microtubule; cytoplasm; centrosome.